AUGGUUCGAGAAGCUGUCCUGGUGGAGGGCAAGGCGGCAGCUAGCGGGGCAGCAUCCGCUGGCGUGGCCGAGUCGCAAGUAGCAUCCGCUAGCGCCCCUGUGCUGGCCGAGUCUCAGGUGACCGGCUCGGGCACUGCCGCUGCUGGCACCGCGGCUAGUGCACCCGCUCUUUGCCGUCGACACCAUAAGGAGACCUUGUCCACGGAUAAAUUCGCGGCCUAUGCGAAGUUGGACAACAAUAUUGGACGUCUUCAGUCCAAGUUAAACAAAGUGAUCUCGCUCAACAUGAACUCUGUCCUGACUUCCCCGAUCAGCUCCAACUUGGGCGUCUACAAUGUCGUCAAGAACGCUACCUACCUCAUGCCGAAUCCCAACAAGUCCGAACUACAGCAGAGUGCAAAGAAAUUGGCCCAGUUGACAAUGAUCUCAGAGCUGUUCAAAUCCUUGAAAAUGUUUGCGGUUGUGGGAACUGGACCAUGUAAUGGAGACGGGCCCAAUGGAGCGUUAUCGGAGAAUGACGUAGUAUCAUACUGCAGUGAUGAAGGAGUCUUGAUGAACAUCGUCCGAGCCGACGGCGACAAGAUUAACAAGAAGAUCCCAAACGGGAACCUGCUAUCGCAAAAGUACGGAUUUGAGACCAAGUAUCUGAUUUCCACGGCUUGGAGCUGUCAAGAGAAAUGCCAAGCUCAUCUCAAGUCUACCCACCAACGGUCCUUCACAUCCAACCAACUCGACGACUACCAUCGCAAGAAACUCUUCUGCAAGCUCCCCACCAUGACAUCCCUUUUGUUCCUUUUUCUGCUCAUCGGGCAGUAUGUUGCAAUGGACAUUCCUAAGCAUUCAGCAGGUUUGGGCCCGACGGAGUAUUCACGCCCGGCUCCCUAUCGAAAUGUGAAUCCCGGAGUUCCAUUUCGUGCAGCAGACAGGCUCCAGCUAGAAUCCGCCGAAGCACAUGAAGAUUCCACCCUUUCAUUGUCUGAAGGUCAUAGCAUCGAGAUUGUACCAGGCCAAGAACCGCCCAGCAAUAUCGUACAGGCUGACAAAGAGUCAGGAGUGGCAUCUUACAAUAGAUUGGCUGUAGAGCAGGCGCAUUUGAAUCCAACGGUUUUCAAGCAGAAUCAGCGAACACACACCAUAGCAUUGCCUUACAGCACAGGUAUCCAAACCAGAAGUCGUGAUCUCGAUCCAGAUACUGCUUGUUGUAUGUGUGAAAUCUGCUGCCUCCUUCUGGUACUUGGCGUAUGCGUCGCCGUCUUGAUUUGGUGGUUUAGAACACAUUCUGCGGACUCGGGUGGCAAUAAUUUUUUCUUCAUGGGAGGAAACACAUACAAUUGUUACCGCAAGAACUGUCCUCCUCGAACCACGUGGGGACCUGGUGGCCGUGGUGGGGGGCGUCGCCGGGGUAAACAUGGUUAG
This is a messenger RNA of Puccinia triticina, 1416 nucleotides long. RefSeq lists its product as uncharacterized. The record is from RefSeq and is a predicted model, not a curated record. Bases 1 to 1416 code for a protein of 471 amino acids. The transcript has 9 exons. Lineage: Eukaryota; Fungi; Basidiomycota; Pucciniomycetes; Pucciniales; Pucciniaceae.